AUGUCGGCCCCCUCUGCCAUGAUCCAGAAGCCCGCUCCCGCCUUCCAGGGCACCCUCGUCCAGAACGGCGAGUUCAAGGAGGUCAAGCUCUCCGACUACGAGGGCAAGUGGGUCGUUCUCUUCUCGUACCCCAUGGACUACAUCGUCUGCCCCACGGAGAUCCUCGCCUUCAACAACGCCCUCGAGCAGUUCAAGGCCAUCAACACCGAGGUCAUUGCCUUCUCGACCGACUCCGAGUUCACCCACCUCGCCUGGUCGCAGACCCCCCGCAAGGAGGGCGGCCUUGGCCCCAACCUCAACCUCGGCCUCCUCUCUGACCGCAACCACUCGGUCUCGAAGGCCUACGGUGUUCUCCUCGAGGAGGAGGGCAUCACUCUCCGUGGCACCUUCUUCAUCGACCCCAAGGGCACCCUCCGUGCCAUGCACGUCCACGACCUCCCCGUCGGCCGCUCCGUCGAGGAGACCAUCCGUGUCGUCAAGGCCUUCCAGUUCACCGACGAGCACGGUGAGGUCUGCCCGGCCAACUGGGAGGAGGGUGCCGACACCAUCGACACCGCCGACGCCAAGAAGUACUUCUCCAAGCACGGCGAGGACGCCUCGGCUUCCAACAAGAGGGAGGCCCCCGGUUCGGCCGAGAAGCCCGCGAAGCGCGCCAGGGCUUGA
Trichosporon asahii var. asahii CBS 2479 is the source of this 663-nucleotide messenger RNA. Its product is annotated as thioredoxin-dependent peroxide reductase. Gene Ontology annotation, molecular function: thioredoxin peroxidase activity. Gene Ontology annotation, biological process: hydrogen peroxide catabolic process; cellular response to stress; cell redox homeostasis. NCBI's taxonomy places the organism in Eukaryota, Fungi, Basidiomycota, Tremellomycetes, Trichosporonales, Trichosporonaceae. The record is from RefSeq and is a predicted model, not a curated record. The coding region runs from base 1 to 663 and encodes 220 amino acids. The transcript is spliced from 4 exons. Gene Ontology annotation, cellular component: cytosol.